UGCCUCUGGUCGACUCCUCACUCCCGCCCCUCCACUUGCCCUCUCAUACACGCCACUGCUUUCUCCUCUCGUUUCAGCCCUCUCAUCUCCCUCACACCCCCACCGCCUCUCCACACUCACUCCCACACUCACUCCCACACCCACUCCCAUUCCAACUCCCACCCCCACCCCCAUCACCACACACACCCCCACCUCCAACCCUCCCUCUCUUCCUCCACACCUUUGGCGCAGGCGAACCCGUGGCGGGGAGCAGGAGUGGCGAUCCCAGUGUUCUCCCUGCGCUCCAAGGAGAGUGUGGGCGUGGGCGAGUUCGCGGACCUGCGUCUGCUAGUGGACUUUGCACACAGUGCAGGUCUGCGCCUGGUGCAGCUACUGCCUGUCAAUGACACCUCUGUCAAUGACAUGUGGUGGGACUCCUACCCGUACAGUUCGCUCUCGGUGUUCGCCCUGCAUCCGCUCUACCUGCGACUGCAAGCUCUCGCCCCCAACCUGCCUGCGCAAAUCCAGGCGGAGAUAGAGAGUGCAAGGGCGGCGUUGGACAAGGAAGCAGUGGACUACGAUGCCACCAUGAGCACGAAGCUGCGCAUCGCACGGGCCGUCUUCCAGUGGGACGGUGACCGCCUGCUCGCCUCCCAGCCCUUCAAGGACUACUUCCACGAGAACCAGGACUGGCUGAAGCCGUAUGCGGCGUUUAUGUUCCUGAAGAAGCUCUUCGGCACAGCGGACCACACGCAGUGGGGCACACUCGCCAACUACUCGCAGGAGCAGGUGGAUCGCAUAGUGGCGCCAGGCACAGACUACUACGCCACCAUCGCAUUCACAUACUACGUGCAGUACCACCUGCACGUGCAGCUCCUGGACGCGGCAUCAUACGCGCACGAGCGCCACGUGGUGCUCAAGGGCGACCUGCCCAUCGGUGUGGACCGCUGCAGCGUGGACACGUGGCGCUUCCGCUCGCUCUUCCACAUGGACACGUCCACGGGCGCCCCGCCCGACGCGUUCUCGUCGGAGGGGCAGAACUGGGGCUUCCCCACCUACAACUGGGAGGCCAUGGGCAGGGAUAACUACGCCUGGUGGCGCGCACGGCUCACACAGAUGGCCAAGUACUUCAGUGCGUACCGCAUAGACCACAUCCUGGGCUUCUUCCGCAUCUGGGAGCUCCCUGACCAUGCCGUCUGCGGCAUUCUCGGCCACUUCCGCCCCUCCAUCCCCAUCUCCGCGGAGGAGAUGGAGAAGGAGGGCGUGUGGGACUUCAACCGCCUGUGCGACCCUUACGUGCGCUGCCACCUGCUGCAGGAGAAGUUUGGCCAACGGUGGGCAGAGAUCGCCUCCAAGUUCUUUGAGGAGUAUCAGCACCUCUGCUACAGGUUCAAGAAGGAGUACGACACAGAGAAGAAGAUUGUGGCAGCUGUGCAACCCAGAGAGGGCUCGCCAGAGUGGCUGGAGGAGGAGGCCAAGGAGACCCGCAAAGGCCUGCUCUCACUCUUCCAGAGCGUGGUGUUGAUCCGCACGCAGGACGAUCCGCGCAAGUUCUACCCGCGCUUUGACUGCGAGAAGACUGCCAGCUUCAUGGAGCUCGAUGAACACACCAAGGCGGUGGUGAAGAGGUUGUACCUGGACUACUACUACUCUCGGCAGGAGACUCUGUGGCGCAGCAACGCGCUCAAGACGCUGCCCGUGCUCAUGAACGCCUCCGACAUGCUGGCCUGUGGGGAGGACCUGGGCCUCGUCCCUGCCUGCGUGCCGCCCGUGCUGGCGGAGUUGGGGCUACUGGGGCUGCGCAUUCAGCGCAUGGCCACCAAGAUAGGCCAGGACUUUGGCAACCCUGCAGAAUACGACUACAUGACGGUGUGUGCGCCGUCGUGUCAUGACACGUCAACGCUGCGCGCAUGGUGGGAGGAGGAGCCCGAGAGGCGUCACAAGUUCUUCCGCUCCGUGCUCGGCUUCAGCUCGCCUGCUCCCGACCGGUGUACACCGGAUGUGGCGAGGGCCAUUAUCCAGCAGCACUGCGAUGCUCCGAGCGUGUGGGCCAUAUUCCCCCUGCAGGACCUGAUGGCGUUGAGGGAGGAGUAUUUGACACGCCCAGCCAACGACGAGACCAUCAACGACCCCACCAACCCUCGCCACUACUGGCGAUUCCGGGUGCACGUGCGGCUGGAGGACCUGGUAACGGACUCAGCGCUCAUCACGAGCCUACAGCACAUGCUGCUGGCCAGCGGGCGCACGGCCCCUGCAGACCUGCCCGACCGCUACCGGUCGUCUGCUGUGGACUUCCUGGCGCACUCUGUGGGCAGCCUCAGCCUCUCCCACCCCCCCGCCACUCUCGGCGCCGCUCCCUCCCCGCUGCUCGCUCUCUCGCUUGGACCCAUUCCUUGA
Molecule: messenger RNA, 2376 nt
Organism: Closterium sp. NIES-65
Lineage: Eukaryota; Viridiplantae; Streptophyta; Zygnematophyceae; Desmidiales; Closteriaceae
Source: the annotation of a GenBank genome assembly